GGGAGCAGCUCCUGGGAUCCGAUGGCCUUGUUAGGGCAGCGCUGACCUUUCUCCCGGCGGGGGAGGAGAGCGGGACGGGGCGGGCGGCAGCGGCCGGGCAGGGGAGAGCGGCCGGCCCGGGACCCCCAUCCCUUCUCCGCCGCGGGGAUCGGGACCCCCAUCCCUUCUCCGCCGCGGGGAUCGGGACCCCCAUCCCUUCUCCGCCGCGGGGAUCGGGACCCCCAUCCCUUCUCCGCCGCGGGGAUCGGGACUCCAUCCCUCCCUCCUCCUCGGGGCGGCUCCCCGGGCGGCCCAUGCCCGUGCCCGCGGGGCAGGUACCGGAGUGGCUGCCCCCACGGGGGGGGCUGGAGCUCGGCCCGCCCUUCUCCCCUCCCUCUCGUCCAAUUUCUCUCUCCUGCCGUGCCCCAGCCCCUCGGCCGGGCCAGGCGAGGCAGGAGCGGCCGGUCUCGGCGCCCAGCCCGUUCCCUCCGGGGAUGCGGGAGCCCCGGAGCGCUGCCCCUGGGAACGCUGCCCGGCUGAGGGGCACCGGAGGGCACCAUGAGCGGCGGCAGGUUUGAUUUCGAUGAUGGAGGCGCCUAUUGCGGGGGCUGGGAGGGGGGCAAAGCCCACGGGCACGGCAUCUGCACCGGCCCCAAGGGCCAGGGCGAGUACUCGGGCUCCUGGAACUACGGCUUCGAGGUGGUGGGCAUAUACACGUGGCCCAGUGGCAACACCUACGAAGGCUACUGGUCCCAAGGCAAGAGGCACGGGCUGGGAAUCGAGACCAAAGGACGGUGGGUUUACAGAGGCGAGUGGACCCAUGGCUUUAAGGGACGGUACGGCGCGAGGCAGAGCAUGAGCAGCGGAGCCAAGUACGAGGGUACAUGGAACAAUGGCCUGCAGGAUGGCUACGGCACCGAGACCUACGCUGACGGAGGCACGUACCAGGGCCAGUUCACCAACGGCAUGCGGCACGGCUACGGCGUGCGGCAGAGCGUGCCCUAUGGCAUGGCCUCCGUGGUGCGCUCCCCGCUGCGCACCUCGCUGUCCUCCCUGCGCAGCGAGCACAGCAACGGCACCCUGCCCCAGCAGGACUCGCCCGCCGCCAACCCCGAGAGCCUGCCCCUCUCGCCCACCAUCACCCGCGGCGGCUUCGCCCUCAGCCUCUACGCGGACGCCGAGGCCGGCAAGGCCAAGAAAGGGGGGCUCUUCCGCAGGGGCUCCUUGCUGGGCAAGCUGAAGAAGUCCGAGUCCAAGUCGUCCUUGGCCAGCCAGAAGAGCCGCGUCAGCUUCCUCAAGAGCGAGAGCGGCAUCAGCUCGGCCGCCAGCGAUGCCACCUCCACCGUCAGCCUGGGCGAGGGCGCCGAGGGCGAGGAGUACACCCCCUUCGAGUCCGACAUCGACGCCACCACCACGGAGACCUACAUGGGCGAGUGGAAGAACGACAAACGCGCCGGCUUCGGCGUCAGCGAGCGCUCCAGCGGGCUCAAGUACGAGGGCGAGUGGCUGGACAACCUGCGGCACGGCUACGGCUGCACCACGCUGCCCGACGGCAAGAAGGAGGAGGGCAAGUACCGCCACAAUGUCCUGGUCAAGGGCAUGAAGAAGCGUGUGAUACCCCUCAAGAGCGCCAAGAUCCGGCAGAAGGUGGACAGGAGCGUGGAGGGGGCUCAGAGGGCCGCAGCCAUUGCCCGGCAGAAGUCAGAGAUUGCGGCAUCCAGGACGGCUCAUGCCAAAGCCAAGGCUGAAGGGUCUGAGCAGGCAGCUCAGGCAGCCAACAACGAAUCAGGCAUAGCCAGAAUGAUGGCCAGGGAGCUCUCCCCAGACUUCUACCAGCCAGGUCCCGAGUACCAGAAGCGGAAGCUGCUGCAGGAGAUCAUCGAGAACGCGGAGCACGCGGUCAACAUGGAGGAGGAGGCGCCGCGGCCCGAGGCCGCCCCGCCGCCCCCCACGCCGCCCGAGAGCCCCCAGCUCCACGAGCAGGAGGAGCCGCGGCCCCGGGCCAGCCCAGCGCCCAGCCCGGCCGCCACCCCUCCCGAGGCCAAGCGGGCCAAGGCGGCCCCCCGGCAGGACAGGCCCCUCCGUCCGGGCAGCUGGGCCGAGGCGGGCGGGCAGGCGGGCGGCGGGAGCCCGGCACCCUCCGAGGGCGAGGGUCGGCCGGGCUCGCGGGGCCGCGGCCGUGCCGCCGAGCAGAUGGAGAUCGGGCCGCUGCAGCGCAUGGCGCGCGAGCCCGACGUCGAGCUCUUCAAGGGCUACCACAGCUACGCCGUGCGGACGUCGCCGGUCACCCCCGCCACGGACUAUGAGGAGGAGCAGUUCCCCGAGAAUGAGCCGCCCUCUCCGGAGCCCCGGGGCGAGCCCCAGCACCGGGCGGGCACCCCUGGCCUGCCGCGGGAGGAGAAGCCGUCGGUUGCGGCGGAGGCCAAGGCGGAGGCCAAGGCGGAGCCGCCGCGCCCCAAGGAGCCGCAGCAGCGCCCCAGCCCUGAGCGCAGGGCUGGCGGCCGGGCCGAGCCCGCGGCCAACAGGAAGACUGAGGCCAGGGCUCCAGGCCGGACGGAGCCCAAGGCAGGGGCCAAGCGCGGCCCAGCGCAGGCGGCGGCACUGGUGGCAGCACAGAAAAUGGAGGAGUGUGAAGAGGGACCUAACACAAUUGUGAUCUGCAUGGUCAUCUUACUGAACAUUGGUCUGGCCAUCCUAUUUGUACAUUUUUUGACAUGAUGAGCCUCUUGAACAAGGUGUCGCUGCUGGUGGAGACCUCAGACCUUGGCGGGGAUUAAAGCUCAGCCACCUGGAAACACCUCAGAGGAGGCCUUGAGAUCCCAAGGUUGCACUGCAAACAUCAACCUUAAAUGAGAGUGUCUGAAGAUCAGUUGCAUUUCCUGCUCUCAGGCUGUGGCUGGCCUCUGCAAUCUACCAAAGAAAAGCCAGGGUUUCUGCACUGUGGUCUCCUCUUCUUUGUAUAAAAUAGCAGUUGCCUUAAAUUAUUCUCACCAAAGCCAUCAACUGUCCUGCCAUGCCAGGGAUGAGGGAUUUAUCUAUAGCUGUAGGAAAAUGAGUGAGAAGGUCUCAUGCGUGCACACUGAUGUGUUUUGUAACUCCCUUGGUUGACUUAGUGUCAGAGAUUUUCCAAAGAUUGUCAUCCAUGGCAUGGAGAUGAAGCAAUACAGCAACCGGAAUGACUCAUGGGAGCCGCGCCGUGGCUCGGGGUGGACGGCGCUGCUCUCCCUGCUUGGAAGUCAUCCAAAGGGAUGAACAAAAAGUCUUUCCUUUCCCUUGUCACCUGGCAUCAUUUUCCAUGGAUGGAGGACUGAGAGGGGGAGCAAGUUGAAAUUGGGCUUGUUGAAGUGUGACCCAAGUUCUGCCCAUGGUGGCCGAUGCACCAUGGACGGAGCAGCGGGGCAGGGUGUGAGGGACUGGUGGAUCCAAGGCUGCUGGUGCCUGUGGGGGUGCUCUGGGUGGAGAUGGGACCUCUUUUGGGACCAGGCACCAUCCAAGUGCUCUCCUGCCACCAACAAUGCUCUGCACAGAAGCAGCUUGCAGUGGGUGGCUUCCCACUGUAAUGGGAAAGGCAGUAGGUGUGCUGAAUUUGUCCCUUUACCCUUUUUUUCUACGAAAAUGUUGUGAGUUACAGUGAAAAGGAGGAUCUUGCUGAAAUGCCUCCGUACACCUGCAGGUUCCUCCCCUUGGUGUGCCGGGCUGCAGGGAGGUCCUGGCCUCUCAUUGCACCUGACAAACCAGCCAGAGGAUGCAGGGUGGCUAUUGUGGGAGAGGUUACCUUAUUCCUGAAAGAAAAAAGGUGCAGAGAUGUGAGUGACUGAAGUGUAUUUGGGUGUUGGGCUCAGAAAUAUGCAGCAGCCAGGCUUUCAGCAGUGGCAGAGUACAGUGGGGCAGUGUAGCUGUUGCUCGUGUGUGUGAGGCUGAGAGGCCUGGGCAAUUUGCACCCAUUUUCCCAAAGCUGUGACAGGGAGUGACCUUUGGAAGGAGAUUUUUCCACCAUGAUCUGCUCUGAUCCUUAGCAGUGUAAGCUUAGAAAGUCGGCACAGAUGAAGUUACAGUUUAGUGUGAGGCUGAGUGCUUGGACAUGUUUCUUCCUUCUUUUAAGAGCAAAGUGUAUUUUCUAUCCCUUUUUAAGAUAAUCAGAGAUGUUAUUUAUAGUUGGUUGUGCACCUCUGUGUAUCCUGAAGUCCCACAGCACAGGACUGGGUGGGAAAACCUUGUUGGACUGGAAAGAAUGGGGAAAUUAUAGUUAAGGAAAAAAACAUAUGCCUGGUCUGCUUCAAAGGUCAAUCUGAAAGGAUUUCGAGAUGGAGUGGUAGACACACAGGGGUUUACACUCAUUGGAGACACAGGGCAAAACCUACCUAAUUUAUCUACUCUAGUUAUGGCAUAAGAGAGUGAGAAUAAUUCAGUACUUUGUGAACCAAGUCUAUUUUUUAACCUUAUUGAGCUCAGGAACAUUGCCACAGUAGCAAAUAUGUGAUAUUAAGUGUGGGAGAAGUGAAUGUGAUCCUUUCCUAAAAGCCAUGUGGCUGUACCAGUCCUGAGAAAGCUGUGCAGCAUCAUCUACACUUCCACAGAGCAUAGUUUAGUAGCAAUUGGCUUAUUUUCUUUUUUUUUUUUCUUUCCUUAAAUAUAAAUGUAUUGCAAACCCCAGGCUCUGCUGCCUUUAACGUUUUGUCUCCAUUUGCUGGCAUUCACUUGCCAACUCUGCAGUUUCAAUAUGCCAACUGCUUUUAUUCACCACCAAGACUAUUUCCAUUGAGAGACCUGAGGGGCUUUUAUUUAUCACUAAGCACAAAAAUGGAUAUUUUUCAACAGUGCUAAGGUAAUUCCUUUCCACCCCCCCCCCUUUUUUUAUGCAUGCAAUAUGCACUCACUAAUGUGCUUUCCUCCUAGUAACCUUCUGAGAAAAGUAGGUAGAUUUGCUUUUAUGUGACGUAUAACUAUCCAUAUUGCACUGAGAUAUGGAUAUACUUACAUAGAGAGAAAGCCCCUUAGGGAUUUCAUUUUCUUAGAUGCAAAAUACCAGAUUUACCUCAAACUGCAUGCUUUCAAAACUGACUAGGAUUUUGUGUUAUACUUUUCAGGUCUUACAAAGAUGCAGAUACCUUUCACUCUUCACACAAAAGUACCUUCAUCACAGAUUUUGCUAGCUGUUUACUACAAUCUGUGUACUACUGUCCAGAAUUUUCUGUCGGUUGUUCUGCUGGAUUAUGUGCAAUAAUAAACAGUUAUCUGCUCACUCUA
This is a messenger RNA of Taeniopygia guttata (zebra finch), 5226 nucleotides long. RefSeq names its product junctophilin 2 (gene JPH2). Gene Ontology annotation, cellular component: sarcoplasmic reticulum; endoplasmic reticulum membrane; plasma membrane. NCBI's taxonomy places the organism in Eukaryota, Metazoa, Chordata, Aves, Passeriformes, Estrildidae. The record is from RefSeq and is a predicted model, not a curated record.